Messenger RNA from Exophiala aquamarina CBS 119918, 2970 nucleotides. RefSeq lists its product as uncharacterized. NCBI's taxonomy places the organism in Eukaryota, Fungi, Ascomycota, Eurotiomycetes, Chaetothyriales, Herpotrichiellaceae. The record is from RefSeq and is a predicted model, not a curated record. Gene Ontology annotation, molecular function: metal ion binding. The transcript has a single exon. The annotation marks the transcript as partial.
AUGGCGUCGAUCAACGUACAGCCUCGCUUUCGGCGACUUCAAACGAUUGAACCAGACUACUGUUCUAGCAAGAUCACUCAAUAUGAAUCCGGACGGACGGGAUUAAGGAUCGUGGUUGUUGAUCAGCAAGGUCCUGGUCUUUUUGGAUACUUCGUCCUCGCCACCGAGAUUGAUGAUGACUCUGGAGCGCCCCAUACUUUGGAACACCUUUGCUUCAUGGGUUCGAAGAGCUACAAAUACAAAGGCUUUUUGGACAAAGUGGCCACUAGAGCAUACUCCGCCACAAAUGCCUGGACAGGCACUGACCACACGGCAUACACCUUGGAGACGGCUGGUUGGGCAGGCUUUGCUCAGGUCUUGCCUGUCUACCUCGAGCAUGUGAUCCUUCCGACCCUGACUGAUGCUGGUUGUACCACCGAAGUCCAUCAUAUUGACGGCACCGGCAACGAUGCUGGUGUUGUCUACUCAGAGAUGCAAGGCGUACAAAACACGGCAUCUGAACUGAUCGAGCUACGGGCGAAGAGGCUUCUAUAUCCUGAGGGGGUCGGCUUCCGCUAUGAAACUGGUGGUAUGAUGGACCAGCUUCGCGUUCUCACCGCUGAACGAAUUCGGCAAUUUCACCACGACUUGUACCAGCCCCAAAACCUUUGUCUCGCUAUUUUCGGCGAAGUCGAUCAUGACCAGUUACUGGACAUUAUGGAUAGCUUCGAGUCAUCGAUUUUGAGCGAUCUCCCGAGCCCGAAUACUCCAUUCAGUAGGCCAUGGAUCGAGUCUAAGCCUGCACCCCCCUUGAAAACGUCCACUAUCGAAAGAGUAGAGUUUCCAGAGGAGGAUGAAUCUUUCGGUGAGAUCGACGUGCGCUUCCUGGGACCGGAUUUUGCGGAUGUGAUAUCGACGGGGGCCCUCAACGUGGCACUACUCUAUCUCGCGGGGUCCUCGGCUGCGCCACUUGGCAAUGCGCUGGUAGAAAAGGAACACUUGGCCACUGCGGUGCACUAUACGCUCAACAGGCGCCCACGUACCGAGAUUGCGUUUACUCUGUCGAGUGUUGCGACUGGACGACUUGAAGAGGUCGAGAAGAGAUUCUUUGAAAUCUUGAGGGAUGCAAUGGAAAAGCCUCUAGACAUGAAAGUGAUGAAAGACUGCAUAGACCGGCAACUUAGAACCUCCAAAUACAGCGCCGAAUCCUCCCCGACCUCAUUCGCCGGCUUCAUAAUCGCCGACUAUCUCUUCGGAAAUCGUGAUGGAACAACGUUGCAGAACCUCCAGUCUCUAAAACAGUAUGGCGCCGUGCUUGAGAGCUGGUCCGAGGAUUCAUGGAAGCGAUUCAUCCAAUCCUACAUUUCGGACGCUCCCCAUGUGUCCAUCCUUGGUGUGCCAUCCGCCCGGCUUUCCGAAACACUAAAAGUCGACGAAGCUAAGCGUCUGGAGGAGCAAAAGGAGAGGCUCGGGCCGGACGGCUUGAGGGAGAUGCAGGCAAAGCUCGAUGCCGCAAAAGCAGAAAAUGACCGUCCAAUCCCCCCGGAAUUGUUGUGCUCAUUCGAGGUCCCAUCCACUGAAACGAUCCAUUUUGUCAGCACUUCGCCUACUCGAUCAGGAUUGGCAUUGAAGAUAGGGAAACCCGAUUCCAGGCACCAGAAAGUCGUUGACGACGACGCCAAAGAUCUCCCGUUGUUCUUGAACUUUCAGCACAUUCCCUCGAAUUUCGCUCGAGUCGAGCUCAUGGUCUCGACAGAAAACCUUCCAGAUGAACUGCGUCCACUGCUGUCGGUUUACAUGGAGUCAUUCUUUGGUUUGCCUUUAAGACGAGGGAAGGAUAUCAUCCGUUUCGAAGACGUGAUACUUGAGCUUGAGAGGGAUACCGUUAGUUAUGCCAUCGAUUUAGCCAUCAAGCUAGGGAAUGUUGAAGGACUCCACAUCAGCUUCCACGUGGAGAUUGAAAAGUACAACGUGGCUAUCCGCUGGCUGAGCGAAUUUCUUUACCAUGCGGUGUUCGAUGAGGAACGAUUGAAGGCGAUCAAUACUCGGCUCUUGGCCGAUGUGCCCGAUGCCAAACGCAGUGGUGACGGCAUGCUGACAGCAGUGCACUUCAUGACACAUCUGGCUCGAAAAUCGAUCCGACGAGCCAGGAGCCCUCUCGUCAAGGCCCUAUACCUGAAGUGCAUCAAGCGGCUUCUUGAGACCGAUCCGGAUGAGGUGGUACGUCGCCUCGAACAACUCCGAGGCUUUUUGUGCAAAUUUGAGAAUUUUCGGAUCUUGGUCGUUAGUGACUUGGACAAGCUCGAAAGACCUGCCAGUUCCUGGGCAUCGUUCAUGGAAGGUCUGAAGGCGACCGAGGAAUUAGCACCUAUCGGCAGGCAAAUCGAACGACUCAGUGAGGCGGGAAAGAAUACUGACGGAUUAGUGUAUGUCGUGCCACUGCCGACGAUUGACUCUUCUUUCGCGUAUGCGAUUGCUAGAGGACCUACGGCAUACGAAGAUCUCCAAACUCCGCCCAUGAUGGUCGCGGUAGCUUACCUGAAUGCGGUUGAAGGGCCAUUGUGGGCUGCAGUGAGAGGCACGGGUCUAGCGUAUGGUAUCAGCGUGAGCCAUGACAUUGAAUCAGGCUUCGUUAUCUUACAUGUAUCUCGAUCACCGGAUUCAUAUAAAGCAUUCCAUGCCAGCGGGAACGUCGUCCGCGCACACAUUACAGGGGAGAUUGAGUUUGAUCCUUUAAUGCUCGAUGGAGCGAUUAGCAGCAUAGUAGUUAAAUUCGCCGACGAGCAACCCACGCCGGCAUCCGCUGCCGUAUCAAACUUCAUCCAGACUGUCGUGAAGACCUUACCGGAGGACCAUCAGGAAAACCUACUGAAAAAGGUCAGAGGCGUCACUGUGGAAGAUAUAAAGCAGGUCCUCGACACCGUGGUUUAUGACCUCUUCAGGCCAGGGAAGGCCAAUGUUCUCGUGACAUGUGCACCAGCGCUGGAAGAA